GGACAGGAAUAGGCAGAAAUGAGUGGAGUGCGCUUUCAAGCACCAUACCCAUUGCCUUCUAAGCAUCCUCUCCUCUCCCUUCCAUCUUGUAUCCAUUCCAUCUUUUGUAAUCAUUCCAGAUCAAUAAAGAACUUUUUCAUAUCGUCUUAAUCCCCUCUCAUUUGGUUCUCCGGGAAGUUCCUCCGGUAGGGAACGGCCACCCUUUUAUCUUAAAGAUGGGGCAAACAGGCCAGCAGCAGUCAUCAGAUCUUCUCACCAGAGAAGCCAGACGCCGACAACAGAGGCUGGACUUAUUGGGCUUGACCCAACUGACAAAUCGGACAAUGGCUCAAGCAGUUCCUGCUCAAAGCCGAUCAACAGCCCAAAUGCAAAUAUUGCAAUUUGGAAGAGAGAAGGCAAAAUUUGGGAAUCUAAGCCUAGACAUAUAUCAGACUUCAAACCAGUCUUAUAGACCUAAGAAGGCUCAUCUAGAUCGAAAUAAUUUCUCAAAGGAGCAAUUAUGCCUGUUAGACCAUUUCUGGGUCGGACUACACGCUAACCCAAUAAAUGUAAAAAAACUUUCCCAUGUGGUGAAUUGUUUAGCAGAAUACUUUGCUACUACACCACAAGGAGGAUACCCAUUUUUUGUGGUAUUAAACGGACAGAUGCCUGGUGUCUUCAACAGCUGGACGGACGUCUUAGACCAAAUCCAAGACUUCUCAGAGGCCCAAUGGGAGGGAUAUCACACUCUCCAUGAAGCUUUUGCAGUGGCAAGAUCUAGGAUUGGGAUAAACUAUUAUGUUUGCCCAGCCCUACGCCAUUAUCAAGAUUCAUCUCAGGAGGCAUCCACUUCCCAAGGACCUUCCAGGGAACAGACAAUGGCAGGACUCUUUUGUUCCUCCUGCCAAGGUAAUGAGCAGACUAUCAAAAGGCUCACUUACACUUUGGACAAACAUACCAGUGAGGAAAUGAAGAUGAUAGAAGAGAAUGACCGCCUACAGAGAGAGUUGAGUGCGGCAAAGAGAGAGAUAGAAAGACUCAGAGCGAUUGAGAGAGCUUGCAUAUCCACCACUCCCAUACCCCCACAAAUACAGCCCUCUCAAACACAAACCCAAACCCAAAGCCAGACACAGAUGGCGCAGCCAUCUCAGGUCAGUGCGGAGACGCAAUUGAAUGCCGCAAUGCCGCACCUACUCCCUUGCAAAAGGCCAAGGGCAGGGAUCUCAAGACCUUUGAUGGCUGAGAGUUUGCCAGAAAGUACUCUAUCCGUAGUACAGACUACGGCACAGACCACACAGCCUGGUAUAGUGAUCUGUGAAUCAUCAACUGCCCAGGCUAUCCAGACACCUCAGAGGACUAAACAAGUCCUACCAGAAGACAUCAUGGCCACGAUUAAUGCCAUGAGAACUGAAGAUCAGGCCCGAAAAGAAGCAAAGAGGGCCAAGAAGAAACAAGAAAUGGCUGAAAUGAUAGCCAUGAUGCUCAGGAAGAGUGGCCUCCAGCCCCCGCCAAUGCAGACAGACUCACCACGGUCCAAUUCAAGCACCAAAGAUGUCGACCUUGACCAAGACACAGACAAUUAUCUCGCCGCUUUAACACAGAUGAGUAAUGAAGCCCGUGAAGAAGCAGCCAGCAGCCCACAAGGCCAUCUGGACACCAACCCAGGUAGUCCUAUGUCCUAGGACUCCACCAUGUCCCAUAAUCUAGAGUCGAAGGCUUUCUCCCCUCAUCUCCUCCUCCAUCCUACUUCUAUUAAUCGUGCCUAUGUUCUGAAGAAUUAAUUGAUAAAGACUUCUUCGUUUUUCUGGUAAACAAGCAAGGGCCAGAAGGGGAAAACCCCUCACCCAGUUCUAAGGUAUGAAUCUCUAAUAGAUCUCCGGUUAAGCAUGCUCCGCCAUUGCGGUGUUCAUCACC
Punica granatum (pomegranate) is the source of this 1893-nucleotide messenger RNA. The record is from RefSeq and is a predicted model, not a curated record. NCBI's taxonomy places the organism in Eukaryota, Viridiplantae, Streptophyta, Magnoliopsida, Myrtales, Lythraceae.